AUGGCUGUCGUGUGCGCGGCGCGUGCGUGCGUCGCGGCGGCCCAGUCGCCUUUCAGCACCGGAACGCAAGCGGCAGACAAAGAGGAGGGGGUGUACGAGUUCAAGUAUCCGAUACGCAAGGUCGCCAUUGUUGGUGCUGGGCCUAGCGCGCUUAUCGCCUAUCGCGAGCUCAUCGAAGCCGGCCUCGACGUGCGCGUGUUCGAGCGGGACGACGUGCCAGGCGGAAACUGGCACUACACCGACGACACCGCUCCCGAUGCGCCCGUGCCGAAUGCCCCUGUUCCGCUCGCGGACUACGUGCCGUCGCUGCCGCCUCCUGGGGUCGAUCUGCCGUAUUCAGUCGAGUAUGAGGAGGGGAACGCGCAUGGUGGGGAGGGGGAGGAGGAGUGGAGGUACUUUAGAGGCCCGAGUCCGGUGUGGGAGUCGUUGAAGUCGAAUGCGCCUUCGCCUUUGCAACAGAUUCCCGAGUUCCCUUGGCCGGCUGGGACGCAGUGGGAGCUGACCCAAUGGCAGCUACAAGGCUACCUCCGUGCAUACGCGUCGCUCCUUGGAGCGAAUAGCAACGACGAGAACCCUUCAUUCUCGUAUAGCACUCGUGUCGAGCUCAUCGAAAAGCGUCUCAACGAUGCUGGGGAAGAGCAGGGUUGGCGCCUGUGGGUCAAGAAGCUCGUCCCCGACGUGACUUCCGGAAAGUCGAGGGCGACUUGGUGGACCGAGGACUUCGACGCCGUCAUAGUAGCCUCGGGACGGUAUAACGCGCCGUACAUGCCCAGCAUUCCUGGCCUCGCGGAGUGGAAAGCUCGCUUUCCCGACAAGCUCACGCAUUCGAGGGUGUACAGGCGGCCCGAGCCGAUGGACAACAAGACGGUGCUUAUCGUCGGCGCGCAGACGAGUGGAGGGGAGAUUUCGCGGGAUAUCAAUAAGCAUGCGAGGCAGGUGUUGCAGUCGAUUAAGGCGAAGAAUGUUAACGAGAGGUACUCGGCCAUUAACUUCCUCGCCCGGCUUCCGCGCAACACGACGAUCAUACCCGAGAUCAAGCAGUUCCUCCCCUUGGAAGAAGGCGCCACAUUUGAGACGUCAAAGAUUGAGCUCGCCAACGGGACGAUCCUGACCGGCGUGGACCACAUUAUCUUCGGCACCGGCUUCCGCUACUCGUUCCCGUUCCUCCCGCAGUACUACGAAGAGUCCACGUACGUGCCGCACGAAGGCGCGAGCAGCAGCGUGAGGCCGUUCCUGCCCAUGAGCGGACAGUACAUGCGCGACAUGCACCUCGACGUGUGGUACAUCCGCGAUCCGACGCUCGCUUUCUUGAGCUUCACGUUCGGCACGCAGACGUUCUCGUACUGUGGGUAUCAGAGCGCGGCGCUCGCCAAGGUCUGGACCGGCGCUGCGAAGCUGCCUAAUGAGGCGAUGAUGUGGGAUAUGUAUGCUGAGCUCGUGAAAGACCGCGGAGGGUUUGGCAAGGAGCUGCCGUUCCUUGGACCCGAGCGUCUUGCGCGGAUGGAGAGGUAUUAUAUGGGGUGGAUCAACGAGGCUGCUACAAAGUACGGCGGUAAACAGGUAAGCACUGGCGCACCUCGUUGGUAUUUCCACAGACUGAGUGUGCUCGUUCUGUUUUGCUAG
Coniophora puteana RWD-64-598 SS2 is the source of this 1623-nucleotide messenger RNA. Its product is annotated as FAD/NAD(P)-binding domain-containing protein. The record is from RefSeq and is a predicted model, not a curated record. NCBI's taxonomy places the organism in Eukaryota, Fungi, Basidiomycota, Agaricomycetes, Boletales, Coniophoraceae. Gene Ontology annotation, molecular function: flavin adenine dinucleotide binding; N,N-dimethylaniline monooxygenase activity; NADP binding. Bases 1 to 1623 code for a protein of 540 amino acids. The transcript has 9 exons.